Eurytemora carolleeae is the source of this 3390-nucleotide messenger RNA. RefSeq names its product neurexin-4. The transcript is spliced from 33 exons. The record is from RefSeq and is a predicted model, not a curated record. The coding region runs from base 185 to 2866 and encodes 893 amino acids. NCBI's taxonomy places the organism in Eukaryota, Metazoa, Arthropoda, Copepoda, Calanoida, Temoridae.
ACCUUCUGCAGUGCCAACAUCAGAGAUAGAAAUUUCUAAAAAAUUAAAAAUAAAUUAGAAAAAUGUCUGUUUAAUAUAAUCUCCUCUAUGGUUCUGAGAAGUCGAAGAAUGGAUUGAAAAAAAAGAACCGAAGAGGCGAAGAAUGAGUGAAUUAUAGUGACAAGAGUUAAUUUAUCCAAUAAUUAUGAUAUUUUAUCUGUGGUUUCUAGUCCUCAACUCUCUAGUUCUCAUCACUAAUUCUAGAUCAGUUAAAACAGUGACAUAUUCACAAGAAGAAGCAUUUUCAAGGCUGGUCGGAUACGAGGGUUCGUUUAUGGUAAACCUGUCUCUGGACUUCAGAACAUACCAGGGAAAUGGGGUUAUUCUCUACCAUAAAUUCAGUUCUGAAGGAUUCAUUAAGAUUUAUCUUAAUCAGUCCCAAAUAUCAGCAAUAUUACAAUACUCAGAGGUUCAACCCAUCAUUCUUCAGUUCAACCAGAUGAUGAAUGAAGGUUCCUGGCAUAAAUUAGGAUUCUUUUUAAAUGGAGAAGCAGCAAUUUUAAAACUUGAUGGAGAAUCAUUGAUGUCAACAAUAGUCAAGGAGGUUAGAACAGGAAGUUAUUAUGAUAUUGGAGGAGGACUACAUGGUGAGGUUGGGUUUAGAGGCUGUCUGAGAAACCUUGUAAUUGAUGGGAAACCCAGGGAGUUAGAAACAGAAGAUGGUGUUCAAGUUGGCUGUGCUCUAGAGGAUACAUGUGGAUGCAGGCAUGGAGGAAUCUGCUUUAAAGAUGUGUGCAACUGUACAGGAACAGGGUACAGUGGUACAACUUGUGGUAUAUCCUUAAACCCCACCUCAUGUACACAGGUGUUUGAGUCUAUAAACAGUGGUUUGAGUCUAGAUAUACCUAGUUCAUAUAUCAUAGAUCUAGAUGGAUCGGGUCAACUCAAACCUGUCACUGUCAAAUGCAGUAUACGAGGAGAGGAAAUAGUUACAACUAUUGAACAUGAUAACGAAGAAGAUACUAAAAUUGACGGGUUUCAGGAGCCAGGGUCCUUCAAACAAAAUAUUCAUUAUCACGCUCCCUGGGAGUUUAUUGAAGAGCUGGUCAAUAUAUCUUCCUCGUGCUCACAGUAUCUCAGAUAUGAUUGUAAGGAGUCGAGAUUGCUCGAGGGUGGGGCUGGUUGGUGGGUCUCCAGUACUGGAGAAAGAAUGGAGAAUUGGCCAGGAGACCCUGCACCUUUCUCUUCUCAACGCCUUCCUCCAUUUUCGAUUUCUGCUGAUUUAUCAUCCAUUCAUCCCUCCUCCUCCUCCUCCUCCAUUUCCUCUGGUAUAUGUGGAUGUGGAGUGGAUAGAACAUGUUUCAAUUCAACCAAAUCCUGCAACUGUGAUUCUCAAUCCUCAUCCUGGCAGUCAGACGGAGGUUUCAUCAAUAGCAAGAAGAAUUUACCCGUUGCAGCAUUGUUCUUUGGUGAUACAGGAACUCCUUUUGAUAACAAGGAAGCAAGGUUUAGCUUGGGUCCGCUCAUGUGUACAGGACAUAAUGCAAACCCAUCAGCUUCAAUCCAGGAGUUGGAUGACAAGGUUUACCUGGAUAGUUUUCCUACGGAGAUGUCAACGCUGGAAUUCGAGUUCAAAACUAAAGGAUAUCAAGGGAAUCUGUUUCAACUGGUUUUACUACUAAAAUCUAAGGAUACCCAAUUGGUGGAUGUGAGAGUAGAUUGUGGGGAAAAUAUUGCUAACAGUAACAUUAUUGUCAACAGAAAAGUAGUGUUUACAGCACUAAGGUUGUGUGAUGAUAAAUGGCACUCUGUUAUCCUUGAGAGAUCUCAUCUAGGUGUCUUUAUAGGUCUGGAUAGAACUAAGAUAUAUCAGGAUACAACAUCUAUACCCAGAGCAUUGAGGGUUCAGCUGGGUGGCAAGGAUGAAAUGAAGUUUUCUGGAAGUUUGAAAUUGGUUAAAGUGGAUUCUGAUAGUGUUGACCUGGUAUCGUUGAUCCAGCAGGUUGAUGCUGUACACCCUUGUUCCGGUCAACCUUGUAAAAAUGGCGGGGUCUGUACACCGGAAGGAGAUAAACCAAUUUGCGACUGUAGCAAAGUCCCGUAUCAAGGUGAAUUCUGUGAAUUUGAUCUUGGUCUAAGUUUUGCCGCUGAAGAAUCUUUUUCACUUCUUCUAGCAAACCAAUCAAUUAAUUUAAGAUCUGUUCUUGUUGGUGUAUCCACAAAAUCCAGAGAGGGAACUAUUUUGAGUGCAAAAUAUAUGGAGUCUGAAGUAUUCAGGUUGUCUAUAAACCGGAUGGGUCAGCUGAGUUUGACCUACCACCUAGGUAGAAAAUAUACGGUCUUCAUUCUCGAAUCUUCUUACAGGAAUCAAGAUUUCCAUCUAAUAUCUAUCAAGGUGGACGAUGAUGGAAGAAGCGUAAAAGUGGUAGAUGGUUUGUUGGAGAAGGUUUAUGAGCUGGGACCUCUGGACUGGAAAAUACUAAGUGAAGUACAAUCUUUACACAUCGGAGGAGGAAUAUCAGGCUGCAUUUCUAGUCUAGUAGUUGGAGAUAUUAUUGUACUCAAACAUUUCAAUAUCGUACACAGUACAAGUACACAAUAUUGCGAUAUUGAGAGCAGAAGCAGAAGCUCUCAGAGUAAAUACUUUUCCUCUUCAUACUCAGUCGAGGUUGUUGCUAACUCUCUUGUUCUUGGGUUGGGAGUCUCUCUCCUUGUUGUACUGAUCUCCUUGGUUCUACUUACCUCUAUCAGGUGUAUGCGGAGACAUAAGGGCGGAUACUAUACCAGGGAGGAUGAAGGAGAACUCGGAGCAAAGGAUCCUGAUACUGCAGUUCUCAGGGGGGUUACAGGAUGCAAGGUUGAGCGAAGAAGAGAAUGGAUACUCUAGACUAAAAUAAAUAGACUGUUCACUGUUUACAGCUUGAUAAUCUGCUUACAAUUGUGAAUGAAGAUAAAGUGUUAGUUUCAGAGUUUGUCGAAAUAUUUGAAAAAUCACUUGUAUUCAUUAAAUAUGCAUUCAAGCAAGAUGAAUUCCUGCUGUAACACACAAAACAUAAAUUAUAUUUCUCAUUUCUUUUCAUCAAAAAGUUUAUUAAGAUGUAUCUUAAUAAGGUAAAUAUAUUAUUUCAUGAUCUCAAAAUUACCGGUAUGUUGUCAAAUACAAGGUUGUAACCUAAACAAUAAAAAUAUAGAAAACAUUAUGCAAAAGGAAAAAAAUCCGAGAACGUUUUUAAUUUUUAAACGAAAUCAAUUAUUUGAAAAAAAAUGAAAAAGUAAUCAUGCACUGUGUGUAAGUCUAUAUCUAGAAAAUAAUAUUUUAACUCAGAUCAUAAAUAUUAAUUGUCAGUAUUUAAACCCUUUACAAGUACCAAUAUAAAGUAUGUAAAAGAUAUGAGUUGUUUGUGAAAUAUA